Molecule: messenger RNA, 1115 nt
Organism: Medioppia subpectinata
Lineage: Eukaryota; Metazoa; Arthropoda; Arachnida; Sarcoptiformes; Oppiidae
Source: the annotation of a GenBank genome assembly
AUUGAGUCAUUGUUGAGAAGACUGUAUUGAGAGUCCAUUAUUAGUGUUGUAUUUAGUGUUGGAAUGCAUUGAAUGAAUGAAUGCCUGAAUUAAUACAUAAAUAUCUGACAGUUUGUCGACCUUUCGCUGCAAACGAUUGACUCAACCAUCACUUUAUGGUCACUGAAACACAUCCACACAUCACCACAACCUCCUCAGCCCAACACUGAGACCCACUAAACCCACACGUCUUUCAAUUGAUAUAACGGUGUGAAUGGACUGAUGAAUGUCUUGAGCGCAACAAUUGGUCCAAAGAGUUGAUGUGAUUGUUAUUGUAUUGUCUGUGAAUACAUCCCAACCGAAGAGUUGAGUCGACAACUGAUAUAAUGGCGACCAAUGGCUCAUCCAAUGUGUCUGAAGUGCGAACCAAUGGUCACAACCGAACGGAUUGUUCGCUUCAGUCGAUAGUCAAUGAGUUCUUGUGUUCACAAUUGGCUCUUAAGGGUUACAACUGGUCUCCAGAAGUGGUGGCCAACGGUGUCCACAACGCGGCCGACGACUCCCAUAACAACCAAUCGUUUAAUUCGAGUCAAAGGACUAAAAUAGUGGACGCGUUGAAGACAUUGGGCCACAAAUACGUGCGUUUAUAUGAGGGCCAGUUGUCGGCGAUGUGUGAGCGCCUGGAGUUGAGUCCGUCGACAGCGAUGACCACUUUCAACAGUGUGUCCAACGAGUUGUUCAUCGAAGGGAUCAAAUGGAAUCAUAUCAUCACUUUCCUGGUCUUCGGCUCUGAGUUCGCAUUCAGUUGCGUUCAAAACGGUUUCCCAAAUCUAGUGAAUGAAGUCUCCCAUUGGAUCACCGCUUAUGUCACGACACACCUGAGCCAAUGGAUCCGUGAUAACGGGGACUGGGAAUAUGUGAUUGAGUUUUCGGGCGAGAAAGUGGUUGAGGGACAGAAAAAACUGCUUUACGGAGCGGCCGGUGCUCUCGGAGUCCUCACUCUGGGCUUAUUUCUCCGAAACUUUUCAUUUUUCAAAUAAUCUCUUCUACUCUUCACUCAAAUUUAAUUUAUAUCAAGAAUUUCUCAUUUUAUGUCUACUAUUGAUUGAAACCAAGUAUUCAUUGAUCUGUACUUU